Diuraphis noxia (Russian wheat aphid) is the source of this 1361-nucleotide messenger RNA. RefSeq names its product inhibitor of growth protein 2-like. The record is from RefSeq and is a predicted model, not a curated record. Lineage: Eukaryota; Metazoa; Arthropoda; Insecta; Hemiptera; Aphididae. Gene Ontology annotation, biological process: positive regulation of DNA-templated transcription. Gene Ontology annotation, cellular component: nucleus.
CACAGCUACCAAAAUAUAUGCUACCACGUUAAAUUGUUUUGKACUCGCGGCACUAAUGUAGCCUAUACAGAGCUCCGUGUUACAGUUAUAAUUCACUAAAAAUUAAUGUAUUAUUGUUAUACGAUAGAAAAGAAAUAAACAACACAUAUUCUCACAAAGUCACAAGACGACGAAUAGACAGAACACAGAAGUAUUUAAUUUCGAUUAAAUUAUUGUGAUUCAUUUUUCAUUACCCACGCUUUGAAGUAAGAGAAUAACUAUAGACUAUUUCAUUAAGAUAGAGACAAAUAUUAUGAACGAAUUAUUAAAUAGUGCGGUUAUUCGCUUCUUGGACAAUUGUGAUGAUGUUUUGAACAAUUUUCCUCAAGAUGGACAAAAACAAGUUAGUCGUUAUUAUGAAAUUGAUUGUCGUCACUCACAUAUUUUAAAUAAAUUGAUGAAGUUUACAAAAAAAACUGAUGAAUUUUCAUCUACUGAUGAACAACGUGUGAAGAAAAUGUUGAUUGAAUCUUUAGACCUGGCUGACAGRAAAGUAAACGUUGCUAACUGUCUAUUGGAUAUGGUUGAAAAGAACAUGAAUAAUUUAGAAAUGAACUAUAAAGAAGUUGAAAAUGCAAAAUUAGAUUUAAUAAAAUCAAAUAAAAGAAUGUUAAAAAGUGUGCCUGAAAAUAAGGGAAUUGAUUCAUUAAAAAUAGAUAAUUCUAAUAAGCGCCCUAAAAGAAAUGUAACAAAAAUAUCUACUGCAUUCAACAAAAGCGUAGAAUUGAAUGCAAAUUUGAACAAAAAAUCAAGCACUAAUCAAAAUAAAAAAAAAACCACAUCAAACAAAAAGUCUAAAGCACAGCCUUCCAAAAAUAAAAAAGUAGUUUCAAAUGUAAACAUUUCUGAUAGCGAUGGUAAUGAUGAUGAUGAUUUACAGCCAACUUAUUGUCUUUGUGAAGAGAUAUCUUAUGGUGAUAUGGUUGGCUGUGAUAAUGAUUUAUGUCCAAUUCAGUGGUUUCAUUUUGGCUGUGUGUCUAUACAUAGGAAGCCCAAAGGAAAAUGGUUCUGUCCAUUUUGUCGAGACACUAGUAAUAAUCCCAAAACCAUGAAGCCUAAAGAAAUAUUUCUUAAAGAACUUGAAGAGUACAAUGAACGUAAAGAAAAAACUGAUGAAUAGUACAAUCCAUCUAAAGAUUAUUUAUUUAAUUUGACGCUAAUUUGUUUUAAUGAAAAAGAAAUUCAUACAUUUUAUGUGUCAUAUAUUUAAGCAAACUCAAUUUUCAUGAAUGAUAAUUAUGUUAAUUAAUAAUAAUUUUAAACAUAGAAUAGUAUAUCUUUUUUUUCUUUUUUUCRCCUAAGUAAAUAGAAAUACAAUUUAU